Messenger RNA from Ipomoea nil (Japanese morning glory), 459 nucleotides. RefSeq lists its product as uncharacterized. Lineage: Eukaryota; Viridiplantae; Streptophyta; Magnoliopsida; Solanales; Convolvulaceae. Gene Ontology annotation, cellular component: nucleoplasm; cytosol. Bases 1 to 459 code for a protein of 152 amino acids. Gene Ontology annotation, biological process: proteasome-mediated ubiquitin-dependent protein catabolic process. The transcript is spliced from 3 exons. Gene Ontology annotation, molecular function: ubiquitin binding; polyubiquitin modification-dependent protein binding; proteasome binding. The record is from RefSeq and is a predicted model, not a curated record.
AUGGUCAGAGGAUCACAUUCUCACGUCCAGCUCGUCGUGGCCGCCUCCGAUUUAGAUACCGACAAGCAGCAGCAGCUGCAUGUUGCCGCUGCAGUCACCAAUACCAUUAGGAAGUUGAAAGAGAGGAUUGAAGAAAUGGAUGGCAUUCCAGUGAGUAGAAUAACGGUUUACGCGAAUGGAGUUGAGUUGUUAGACUACUGGACACUGCAUGACUACGAACUCUCCGAUCACUCCAAAGUGGACUUCAAAUUGAAGAAGCUUCGUAUAUUGGUGUCGUCGCAAUGCGAGACGAAGAAGUUUCCGGUGGAGGCGUCGGAAAACGUAGGGGAGUUGAGGAAAGAGCUUGAGAGAUUGAAGGAGCAGUGGCAGCUGGAGCUCCUAGACGAUGACUACUUCUUUAUAUACAAGCAGAACGUGAUGGACAACGCCCUUGGGUGCGGCAUGAAUAAUCCGAUAUAG